AUGGCUGGAUCUGGAUCUGGAGGCGAGGUGAGAGCGCCAAUCUUCAAUGGAAAUAAUUAUGAGUUUUGGAGCAUAAAGAUGAGAACCAUCUUCAGGUCUCAUGGAUUAUGGGAUCUGGUUGAAAAGGGCUUAGAGUGGUCAGAUUCGAAGGGAGCUGAUGAAUCUGGUGAAAAGAAGAAGGAAAAGGAAGAAUCAAAGGGAGCUGGUGAAUCUGCUGAGCAGAAGAUGAAAAGAGAUGUUUCAAGUGGUUCUGAAACAGAGAAGCUGAUGAAAGAUGCAAAGGCAUUGGGGCUGAUUCAAGGGGCAGUAUCUGAUGAGAUUUUUCCCCGGAUCUCUCAUGAAGAAACUUCUAAAGGAGCUUGGGAUCUCUUGAUGCAGGAAUUUCGAGGUGACAAACAGGUAAGAAGUGUGAAAUUACAGAGUCUGCGUAGGGAGUUUGAGUACACUAGAAUGAGAGAUGAUGAAUCCUUGUCUGUCUAUAUUACCAAACUAUUUGAUGUGAUUAAUCAAAUGCGUAGCUAUGGAGAAAUACUGCCUAAAGAAAGAGUAGUACAGAAAUUGUUGAUUAGCCUACCAUCUGCUUAUGAUUCUAUCUGCUCAGUUAUUGAACACUCAAGAGACUUGAAUGAGAUUGAGGUGCAGGAGGUUGUAGCCUCACUAAAGAGUUUUGAGUUGAGAUUAGAUAGACACUCUGAAAACAAAACAGAGAAGGCAUUUGCUAGCCUUAGUGUGGAUGCUAAAUCGGUUAAAACUGGAGAUCAGAACAAUAAGCAACAUAAGAAUUGGAAGUCCAAAGGCAAGAAAUGGGAUAACAAGACAAGUGAAGGCACUAAAACUCCCUGCAAGCACUGUGGAAAAGAGGACUUGUUGGUGGAUAUUGACAGAAAGGUGACUGCAAAGGUUGAAAUGGGAACUGGACAGCUUGUAGAUGUAACUGGAAAGGGCACUCUUGUGGUUGAAACCAAAGUAGGCAAGAGAUAUAUCAAAGAAAUAAUGCUGGUACCUGGACUGAAAGAGAACUUACUCAGUGUGGGUCAGAUGAUAGAGCAUGGCUACUAUUUGGUAUUUGGAGAUCACAAGGUGGAAAUCUACAAUGACAGCUCUUAUUCAAAUCUGGUUGCAAAGGUACAAAUGAGAGGUAAUAGAAGCUUUCCCUUGAAACUGCAGGCUGAAAUGCACUUAGCUUAUAGAGCAAGUGUAGAUCAUUCCACUGAACUUUGGCAUAGAAGAUUUGGACAUCUCAAUAUGAGUAGUCUGAAAUUGUUGAAAGAAGAAGAUAUGGUAGUAGGACUACCAGAAAUUAAAGGGAUUAAAGAGGUGUGUGAGGGGUGUGUUCUAGGCAAGCAGUGUAGAGAAGCAUUUCCAAAAGAGGCUACCACUAGAGCACUAACUCCACUAGAACUCAUUCACAGUGACAUCUGUGGUCCUAUGCAGACAGUUACCAAAGCUGGAAAUCGGUUUUUUCUCACUUUCAUAGACGAUUGCACAAGGAUGUGUUGGGUUUAUUUCUUAAGACACAAGUCUGAAGCUCUAACUGUGUUUAAGAAAUUCAAGGCCACUGUGGAAUUGCAAAGUGGUUAUAAACUGAAAAAGUUGAGAAGUGAUAGAGGGGGAGAAUACACUUCAGUGGAGUUUGACAGUUUCUGUGAAGAUGUAGGAAUUGAAAGACAGCUUACAACCCCAUACACACCACAACAAAAUGGUGUGGCAGAGAGAAAAAAUAGAACCAUAGUAGAAAUGGCCAAGUGUUUGAUGUUGGAGAAGAAAAUUCCAUUUGAUUUUUGGGCUGAGGCAGUCAACAUAUCUGUGUAUAUUUUGAAUAGGUGUCCAACUAAAGCUUUGAGCAAAAAGACACCAUUUGAAGCCUAUAGUGGAAGGAAGCCAGGGAUUAAGCAUCUAAAGGUAUUUGGCUCACUAUGUUAUGCUCAUGUACCAAAACAACAAAGACAGAAAUUAGAUCUUGCAAGCAAGAGGUGUAUCUUCUUGGGGUAUGGCAACUGUGAGAAAGGUUACAGGCUGUACAACAUUGAAACUGAGAAGGUGAUUGUUUCAAGAGAUGUAAUAUUUAAUGAAAAUGAGUGUUGGGAUUGGAAUGCAAAGAAGGAAACUAGUGUGAACAUUCAGCUCACUGGAAUCCGAGAAGAAGCACAAGGAGAAGAAGGGAGUUCUUGUGAACUUGAAGAACAAUUGGAAGUGAAUGAGGUGCCUAGUUUAAACACUGAAAACAAUGAUCAAGAAAUGGUCAUAGGUCUGCAGGAUGUUGAUCAUACUCCUCUCAAAUACAAGAGCAUUGCAGAAAUUUAUGAAAAAUGCAAUAUGUGCAUUAUAGAACCAGAAAGUUUUGAAGAGGCAGCCAAGGAUGACUCUUGGAAGAAAGCAAUGGAAGAUGAAAUCACCAUGAUUGAAAAGAACAAUACAUGGGAGCUUGUAGCUAGACCAUUUGAUAAACCAAUCAUUGGAGUCAAAUGGGUCUAUAAGACUAAACUAAACCUAGAUGGAUCUGUGCAGAAGAAUAAGGCUCGGCUGGUUGCAAAGGGAUAUUCUCAAAAGCCUGGAAUAGACUUCAAUGAGACCUUUGCACCAGUGGCUCGUCUUGACACUGUGAGAGCUUUGGUAGCAUUGGCUGCACAGAAAAAUUGGAAGCUUUUCCAGUUAGAUGUGAAAUCUGCCUUUCUCAAUGGAGUACUAAGUGAAGAGGUGUAUGUGGAUCAACCAUCUGGUUUUGUGAUUCAAGGAAGUGAAGAUAAGGUGUAUAGGCUUAAGAAGGCUUUGUAUGGCUUGAAGCAAGCUCCAAGAGCUUGGUAUGAAGAGAUAAAUUCCUAUUUUACUAGAGCUGGUUUUCAUAGGAGCUUAAGUGAAGCUACCUUAUACACUAAAAGGUCUUCAAGUGGUAUUCUCAUUGUGUCACUCUAUGUAGAUGACAUUAUCUAUACAGGAAGCUCAAAGGAGAUGAUGCUUGAAUUUAAGGAUGAGAUGAUGAGACAAUAUGAAAUGACAGACCUUGGAUUGCUUCAUCAUUUUCUCGGCCUUGGGGUUUUACAAACAGACACUUGCAUUUUCUUGCAUCAGAAGAAAUAUGCAAAGACUUUGCUAGACAAGUUUGGACUCAAGGACUGCAAAUCGGUUGCAACACCAUUGGCAGUGAAUGAAAAGUUGUCUAAAGUGGAUGGGAGUGACCUAGCAGAUGAGACUUUGUAUAGACAAAUGGUAGGAAGCUUGCUCUACCUAACUGCAACAAGACCAGACAUUAUGUUUGCAUCUAGUCUUUUGGCCAGAUUUAUGCACAAUCCUACCAAGAAGCACAUGGGAACAGCGAAAAGGGUGCUAAGAUAUAUACAAGGUACUAUAAGCUAUGGCAUUGCUUAUGAGAAAGGAAAAGGAGCUGUGUUAAUUGGCUAUUGUGACAGCGAUUGGAGUGGUAGCGAAGAUGAUAUGCGGAGCACAUCAGGCUAUGCAUUUAAUUUGGGGUCAGGAGUGUUUUCUUGGGCCUCAAUUAAGCAGAGCAGUGUGGCUCUCUCCACUGCAGAGGCAGAAUACAUGAGCGCAGCAGAGGCAACCACUCAAGCUGUUUGGCUCAGAUUUGUGCUAUCAGAUUUUGGUGAAGAACAGGUAGAACCAACUCAGUUGUUGUGUGACAACACUUCGGCUAUUGCUAUAUCAAAGAAUCCUGUUCAUCAUCACAAAACUAGACACAUCAAUCGCAGCCGUUGGAUAACAGUCCAACUGUGCAGUCAGGAUGUAACUGUGCAUGCCAGAUGGAGAGUCAACUGGGUCCGAGAAAAUCAAGGCCACCGACGAGUUCCAGGAGUAAAGCAAUUGCGCGAACAAGCCACUCUUCGUGGAAUUUCGGCAACUGGGUCUAAAAAAGAACUGCUGGAGAGGCUUUCUGAAGAUUCAGAUGACAUUCCUCUAGGUGGAGCUAAUGAAGAUGGAAAUGGCAGCAAGGAGAAGAUCGUAACUGCUACCAAAAAGGGUGCAGCGGGUGAUGAUGUAUAUGAUGCCAUGUUGAACCAGACAAAUGUUGGUUACAACAAUAACAAGUUCUAUGUGAUUCAAGUUCUUGAAUCUGAUGCUGGUGGUACUUUCAUGGUUUACUAUAGAUGGGGGAGAGUAGGUGUUAAGGGUCAAAACAAGAUACAAGGCCCUUACACAUCCCGUGACAUCAAUGAGUUUAAACAGAAAUUCUAUGACAAAACCAAGAAUGAUUGGUCCAAUCGUAAAAUGUUCGAGUCUUUCCCGCACCACUAUAUGUGGAUAGAAAUGGACUACAACGAAGAGGAAAAACAAUUGUCUGUACAAGAAAAGAAUGACUCUGCUUUAAGAGGUCAACCUCUGGAAACACCACUUGAGCCUCGCAUCGCAAAGUUUAUAUCUCUUAUAUGCAACAUCAGCAUGAUGAAGCAGCAUAUGAUGGAAAUAGGAUACAAUGCUGAUAAGUUACCUCUUGGUAAGCUAGUGCUACUGCACACAUUCUACAGCAAAGCUCACUGUCUCUCUGCCAUGACUUCCUCUGCAACUACUCUCUCUCAGAACUCCUUCUCGUCCUUCUCUCGGUUCCCACAGACCUUGAGAAGAAACCCUCUUCAUCUUUUGUCCAUUAAAGCUGUCAAAGCUGCAGAACCUGAUAAGACCGAGAAACUCAAACAAACUAAAACCCAAGAGUCUACAAAUGCUACUCAACCUUCAACCACCACAGCUUCUAAGCCUCCCAAGAAGCCUGUUUAUUCCAUGAAGAAGGGUCAGAUUGUGAGGGUGGAGAAAGAGAAGUAUCUUAAUAGUGUUAAUUAUCUAUCUGUUGGGCAUCCACCUUAUUACAAAGGGUUAGAUUAUAUUUAUGAAGACCGCGGUGAGGUACUGGAUUUACGCAUUUUUGAGACUGGUGAAUAUGCACUCGUAGCUUGGGUUGGGGUACCUACUGCGCCAGCAUGGCUUCCAACAGAGAUGCUUAUCAAGUCAGAGAAACUCAAUUAUGAGAGACUGUAA
Prunus armeniaca (apricot) is the source of this 4983-nucleotide messenger RNA. Lineage: Eukaryota; Viridiplantae; Streptophyta; Magnoliopsida; Rosales; Rosaceae. The record is from the annotation of a GenBank genome assembly.